Acipenser ruthenus (sterlet) is the source of this 4675-nucleotide messenger RNA. RefSeq lists its product as uncharacterized. Bases 202 to 3894 code for a protein of 1230 amino acids. The record is from RefSeq and is a predicted model, not a curated record. The transcript is spliced from 33 exons. Gene Ontology annotation, molecular function: protein binding. Lineage: Eukaryota; Metazoa; Chordata; Actinopteri; Acipenseriformes; Acipenseridae.
UAUAAUAGCAAAAAUCAGAGACUGAUCAUAUUAGAUUCCCGAGGCUGUUCCAGCUGGUAUCUUCUUUCUGGCAGUGACUCAAUAAAGAGAGAAAUUAAUUUCCCCAAAUAUCAGUUCAGCGUUUUAAAAAAGAUUAUCUAUUGCAAGAAAUUUAAUGUCUACUUUGGCCUUGGAAAGGAUUAUUCAGUGAAGGUUUAUAACAUGGAUUUCUGUGAGAUAGAGACUGCAGAUGAUGAAAACUCCCAUCUGGUUAUGACUAUUGUAUUCAACCCAGUGACUGAUGAGCUCAUCACAGGAGGGCUUGAUGGGAUUAAGUUUUGGAAAUACAGAAAAAAACCUAUCAACAGGUUUUCCAAAAUUGCAGCGAUGUCAGAUUACGGACUCUUUCUCAGGGCAGAACAAAUACACAUUAGCGGGGGCUGGUGUACAAAUAUUGACCUGGAUGUGCCUAUGCAGCAGCUGUAUUGCUGCUCGGAUCGGAGCCUCUUCUGUUACGAUAUGGGUGGAAACCAGCUGCUGCAUCUAACCAAAGCCCACAAGAGCAACAUCCUCUCCUGUAUCUACUGCCCCUACAUCAAAGUUCUGAUUACAUCAUCUAUAGACUUAAAAAUAAAGGCUUGGAGUAGGCAAGGAUUUUUGAUCCAUGUGUUUCUUGGUCACCGCCGCCCUGUGACAAGUCUCCUGCGACACCCAGAAACAGAAUCACUUUUCCUCUCUGGGUCUUUGGAUGGGACAGUCAGAUUUUGGUCUUUGGAUACCAUGGAGCAGCUUUAUUGCCUGGCUGUGUUUGAGGAGGGUAUUCAGGAGUUGGGACUGACUGAGGAUAAGCUCCUGUACUGCUGGUCCACCAGGGGGAUUCACCUGUAUAACCUGAACCAUUUUGUCGAGUUCUGGAGCCCACUGCACUACCAGGUGUCUUCACUCAGUCUCUGUAGGGCAAAGAGCAAGACCACCAGAGUGCUGGCAUUAGGAGAUGCAAAUAGCAUCCAGAUCCUAUCCAGGUUGGACGGUACUAAGCUGUGCAUUGUGCCACCACCCCCCUUUGUCUCUCCAAUUCAAAAAGCACCCAACUUUGUGUACAGCAGAGAAAGCGGGAUAGUCGUUGUGCUUCUCAGCUCAUGGGAGGUGUGGGUCUAUACUGCCAGAACUGAUCCGGCCUGCAGAGUAGCAUUCUGGGAUAUACGGGACUUACAACACCAAGCGGAAGUUUAUGAAAGAAAACAUGCAAAGUUGGUUGAAAGAAAGAAGUCAAUACUUCACUGCACUGUGAAUGUGAGUUAUGGAAAGUCACUGAUGUGGGAGUGUUCCGCUGUAGGCUGCCUCUCUUCUCCAGUGUGCUAUUUGUCUGAUGAAGGCAUUGUGUGCCCAGACACACAGGAAUUCAUUCUGUGUGGAAUGCAGGAUGGAAGAAUACUGUUUAUGGACAUAACUGUGUUAAACCUGAAGUACUGUGAGCUAAAGGCACACAAGGAUCCUGUGGUUUCUUUGAUGCAUGACAUCGAUCACAAUCAGUUGCUAAAUACAUGCCAGGAAUUGCACAAUAAACUGGUACAAAUCUGGAGUUUGCCUUUCUUGGAACUGUUGCACCAGGUCCCCCUAUGCAAUGAUGUGACUGCCUUCACAAGGAUGAUGGGGUCCUUGUUCCUGGGCCAUAAAUCUGGAGCUGUUGCCAUUGUAGAUAUCCUAAUAAACAGAGGAUUUCCUGAGCAAGAGAGGAGACCUCACCCAGGGCACAAGGAAGAUAAACCCAACGAUGAGAACGACGACACAAGUUUCAAACAGGAACACCGUGGUCCAGUGUUAAGUGUGGACUCCUGUCCAUCCCUUAGUCUCUUCAUGAGCUGUGGAUCCGACUACACUAUUAAACUGUGGGAUUUUCAAAAGACUCUGGUGCUGGUGGCUGAUGUCCAUCUUGACGAUUCUCUCACCUCCGCCUGUUUCCUGAACAGCUCUGGGGAUAUCCUAGUGGCCUUUAAGAAUCACCUUUUCUUACUGCCUCACCAUAAGUUAAUGCAUGUGAAUCUGAUCGACGACAUAGCCUCCGAAACCUCAGCACAAGAGUCCUUCAUCUAUGAAGAUCCCAGCCUGAAGCAUGAUUACAGGAAAAGAGACCAAGAGACUGAUAUUUUAGACAUGGAGUCAUACCUGGUACCAUACAAGAGAUAUGACUUGACAGAGUGUAGUCUAGAAGAGACUGAUGAUACUACAAGUCAGUUUUCAUCUGGGAGGGUUCCAUAUGCUGCCUCUGCCACCUAUCAGUCUCCUCAAGAUUCGCAGGCAUCCAUCAGUGAAUUUCUGAUAACACCUGGUAGUUCUUCCAUGGAUCUGCAAGAGCUAUUGCUAAUGUAUGAGCAAAUGCGGUUGUCUCCUAGACCAGGGCACCCCGGUGAAUCUGUCCUGGAUAAACUCCAGAUUGGAAUCUCCCCUGAGCGUCUGUCACCAACCCCCAUUCCCCCAAAAGAGCCAGAGACGGAAGAACAGGCUCCACAAGAUAAACCAAAGCCUUUACCAGAAGACCUAAAAGAAGAACCUAAAGCAAAGGCACCAAGAGUUAAGCAAAAAGCUCCAGAGCCACAGGUGGAGAAGGAGCAUGUGUCACGCUUCAGCAAUAUCAAAACUGGCUUCAGUUCCAAGCUGCCAAUGCUGGACUUAGGUGAUAAACGCACUGAAACACAAGUCACCACACGAGAGACUGGAUACAUAGAGAUUUCAAUGGAAAAAAGCGUCCCGACAAAAACAAGAAAAGAGACCACUCUGGAUUCAAAGGUCAGAGGUUGUCAGGGAGCGAAGAGAAAGUCAAGAAAGAUUACCACAGGGAAGCCUGAAAUUCUGUCGAAGAGUACAAAAGCAGAAUUGAGAAGUUUACCUGUGGGUGAAAAAGCAAUCUACCAGCUCGAUAAACAGUUGGAUGUGAAUAUUCCUAAGCAUAAUGAAUUACCGGUGCAUGGCCUACUUUAUGAUACUGAGACAGCUGUUCCUGAACCCAAUGAUGUCUCUGAAACUAAAAAAUAUGCAAAACAAAAGAGGAUCCUGAAAAAUGUUUCAUCUGGACGGGUUGAGCAAGAGUUUGUACUGCUUGAAGGUGCACAGCAUAGGUUAGGCACAGAUGAUAUCCAAGUGGAGGAUAAAAUGCAAAGGCACUGGCAAAGUGAAAAAAAGACUGAAGAAGUACACAGGCCCCAAGAGCUGAAAAGGUUAUCUUCAGAGAGGAAAGUCCCUUUUGUGAUUAAACAAGAUGCUUUUGAGCAUUAUAAGUGCUGGAUAGACAGAGAGCUGGAACGGCAUGAAUGUUCAAGACUGCGGAAAAAUGAAAGAAAUCAGCGUGUCCACCUCAAUCGAGGGAUCCUGGAAAUGAAGCGGCUACAGCACUGGCAGAGCCAGUCUUACCACUGGGACUGCAUGCCUUCUCACACAUCACCUCACAACGUUCCUUUCUGCAGUGCAUCUUCAUCUGAAUCCCUCACUGUGAAGGAGAGCGCUGGUUUCCGGACCUCUAAGACGCCCCCAAGAGGAAUCUCCUGCCCCCCUCUCUCUGAACCCCUCUCCCCACUUUCCCAAUCACACAGCAGGGUCCGUCUGCCCUACAGGGCCACUGGGGAAGAACAUCCUUUCAGGCUAAAUCAGAUAUCAGUGUCUUCCAAGGAUGUGAUCAAGAAGAACAGAGAAAGGAAAGCUGCGGCUGAUCUAUUUGACAAUGACUCAGCCAGGGGCUUGUUGCUUCUGAAGAGACGCCAGUCCAGACCAUCAGUCCUCAGUAAGAGGCGCUACGUUCUGUUGAAAAUUAAAAGUGACACCCCAGAUAUUAGUUUACCCACUGCAUUUGAAGAGAGGCUGCUGAUGGACCGCUUCACAAAUCACAGAGGAGUCUCCAGACAGUCCAGCACCCAGCCAUAAUAACCACAAAAUAAGUCUCAAUAAAAAGCAUUCACUGCAUCUCAGUUCAUUAAUCACAAUUCUGGUUACCAACCAUCCACAGUUGCGACAAUGUGUGCAGAAACAUAUGACAAAUCUACUGCCGCUGAUUCCAACCCGAGAGUAACCUGCUGCCAGGAAAGAUGUAUGCAGUGGUUCCGCUCGGGUCCGAGACAGCUGUCUUCUUCAACCCGUCUGCAUCCUCCCUGUGCUGCUCAGAAGGGUCUACCAGGCAGACCCCUCUGGAGCUUUAUUUCUGAAAUGAAAUGUGAAAAAUGAAUUGAGGUCCAUUCAUAAUAGAUUAGUCCAACAGAACCAGAGAGUUCAUUUAAAAAUGUGAGCUUAAUAGACAAUGAUCUUACAGUCCAAACACCAUCCAAAAGCAUGAUGGAAGCCAUGACAUCAGUUUCUGUCAACACUUUUCCUAAUGCAGUAUAACAUUCCAGUACACAAGAAUGUUUUAAGACAGUAAGACCAGCUUCAUAAGAUUAUAGUGCAUUUCAAGUAUCGUAAACCUUUUGUUGUAUACUAGGCAGUUAAAAACAACCAAGUCUUCACUGAGGUGUUAGACUGGUAAGUGCAAAUAACUGCUUAGAUACGAGGACCUGUAAAGAUUUUACAGCACUGUACUUUACCUUAAUCAACCAACAUUAGUUUGAGCCAGUAAAAGUAAUCAAGGGAAUGACUCUGCAGUAAAGUGACUAUAAAUGCAAAUGCCUAUAUUUAUUUAUUUUAAUGGUAGAAGACAACACAGACAUUUGAA